Kluyveromyces lactis is the source of this 711-nucleotide messenger RNA. RefSeq lists its product as uncharacterized. The record is from RefSeq and is a predicted model, not a curated record. The transcript has a single exon. Gene Ontology annotation, molecular function: protein N-terminal-serine acetyltransferase activity; protein-N-terminal-alanine acetyltransferase activity. The coding region runs from base 1 to 711 and encodes 236 amino acids. Lineage: Eukaryota; Fungi; Ascomycota; Saccharomycetes; Saccharomycetales; Saccharomycetaceae.
AUGUCUGUUCUACUAAAUCAAUUUGAACAGCCUGUUGGUAAACCAAUAUACGAUUGGACUGUAAGAAAACUUCCUGAGGAUAUUGUGGUCCAUGGUGAACAUUGUCUAGUCGAAUCUCUUGAUGUUAACAAACAUGCAGAGGAUCUUUUUAAAGCUUAUAAUGCUUCUCCGGACUCUAUUUGGACGUACCUUCCCUCUGAACCCCGUCGCACGUUCAGUGAAUUGAAAGGUUAUCUCGAAGGUCUUGCCAAACUACCACUUUCCAAGACUUACGCAAUCAUUAACAAGAAGACUGGAAAAGCUGUUGGGACGUUUUCAUUGAUUAGGACGGACAUCAAUAAUGGGGUCAUUGAAGUAGGAUUCGUCCUCUUUUCAAAAGAUAUGCAAAGGACGUUGAUAUCCACAGAAGCCCACUAUCUGCUAAUGAACUAUGUUUUCGAAGAUUUAGGGUAUCGAAGAUAUGAGUGGAAAUGUGACAGUUUAAACAAACCAUCGGGUAACGCAGCUCAAAGACUUGGAUUUAAAUUUGAGGGUACGUUCCGAAAUGCAAUGAUUUACAAACAAAGAACUCGAGACACAUGCUGGUUUUCCAUCAUUGACGAAGAAUGGGCAGUUGCUCGGACUGCCUUUAAGAACUGGUUGUCGAAAAAUAACUUCGACCAAGCUGGGAAACAAUUAGAAUCAUUACUGGAGAUAAGAAGCCGCCUCUGA